Molecule: messenger RNA, 1122 nt
Organism: Cyclopterus lumpus (lumpfish)
Lineage: Eukaryota; Metazoa; Chordata; Actinopteri; Perciformes; Cyclopteridae
Product: V-set and transmembrane domain-containing protein 2-like protein
Exons: 4
Coding region: 244-1050 (268 amino acids)
Source: RefSeq, a predicted model, not a curated record
CGGUCUGCUGGCACACCGAGAGGCUGCAGCGGCUUCUCCCGGUCCUUCAUCCUUCACAGGUAUCUCUCACCCUCCUUUCCUCACCAGAACAAGUCACCUGGAUUUAAAACAAACAACAACAAAACAACAAAAAACACAACAACAACAACAAAAGGGGGAAAAAAAGAAGAAGAAACAAAAAAAAGCAGUCCUUUCCCCCCCCCCCCCGACGUGCAUGAGAGGGGAAAGGAGAGCAGACACAACAUGGGAGCGUUCAGAGUGCUGCUGGGGAGUUUACACUACAUGGGACUCUACAUGCAACUUAGUGGCUCCGCGCGGCAGCCUGGACCCGGCGAGCUGGAGAACCACAUCUCCGGGAACGCCAUGUUCACAGAGGUGCCUCAUGACAUGACCGCUCAGAGAGGUCAGGACGUGGAGAUGGCGUGCUCCUUCAGAGGGGCGGGGACGCCCUCGUACUCGCUGGAGAUCCAGUGGUGGUACAUCAGGAACCAUCUGGACUGGACGGACAGACAACCCUGGACAACCAAUGAGGUGGCUCCAGAAGAGGAGAUGCCAAAGGAUGCGACAAAGAUAAGUGUGGUGAAGGUCGUAGGAAGCAACAUCUCCCACAAACUCCGCCUCUCCCGGGUCAAGCCGUCGGACGAGGGCACCUACGAGUGCCGCGUCAUCGACUUCAGCGACGACGCGGGCGCCCGCCACCACCGCAUCCGGGCCUACCUGCAGGUGGCGCAGGAGGGCGACGGCGUCAACGGCAACGGCAACUUCGAGGCCCUGGACAACACCAAGGGAGGGGCGCCGUCCGUCGGGGACGCCGGCGAGUCCCACGGCGGCGCCAAAGAGCCCGUCCACGGCCAUCGCCAGAGCCACGGGCACCACCAGGAGCACGGCAAGCGGCCCUCGUCGCCGGCCCACCACGACCACGGCCACAGCCACGGCGGCAGCGGCAGCGGCCAGCAGCACAAGGCGGCGGGCCGGGAGCUGAGGAAGAGGGACGCGGACAGCAACCACGGCCACAAUGACUGCACCAACGAGCCAAGCUGCGCGCCGUAGACGCUCUGGCUCCUGGCGCCGGAGCCAGAGGUCACGCGCGGAUUGCGUACCGCGACGCGUGCCACAGCUUUG